CACACACAGGUCACGGUCGACCGUUGUAGGGAACCCCUGUGUUGCUGUAAUGCAAUCCUCCCGCUGAGAAUGUUCUGGUUUCAACCCUGCCCUGCAGAGUGCGCUUCCUCUGCCAGGUAUACAGCCUGCAGGGCUCACCUUGAAGUCAGGCCAUGCGCCGACUGCAGCAGUUACUCAAUCUAAUGUUAUAUAAUAACAACACUUCUCAGGGCCGGCGAUGCCUCCGUGUGCUUGUGCAGAGCGGCGCUUGUUCUUAGCCGCAGAUGAGGAUGCCUUCAGACAUGUCAGCGCUCAAUCACAACAACAAGACUGCUUUGCGUCUGGCAGUCAUCUCGGAGCAUGUGGCUGCAGACAAAAGGAAACGUUCUGGAAGAGUUUGGGUUGAUUUUUGCCAAGGAGCGUUUUCUUUUUCAUCUUUCCUUCGGGCACCUUUCUGAGCUUCAUCCGCGGCAGCUGGUCCUGCUGUUGGCAGUCGCCGCGGCGACCGCCCUCGACCCGUCCCGCAGCCUGGCCAGCGAGAGGAGCUCCAUAGAGAGCACGUACGAGCUGACCAAGUACCUGGAGUAUCAGCUCAAGGAGAUCAAGGACGUCUAUCUCACGUACCUGGGCCCGCCGUUCAACGAUAAAGACUUCUCCCCCCCGCGGCCCAACAGCACCGCGCUGUCCCUGCCCAGCGCCGCCACGCGCCUGGAGCUCUGGCACGGCCUGGAGAACCAGGCCCGGCUCGCCCAGAACCAGAAGGCCUACUCGGUGCUGCUGACGGCCGUCAGGGAGCUGGCCCGCUCCACCCUCUGCCCCUCCCUCAAGACCUCCCUGCUUCACUUCUGCACGGGCCUGGACGGCCUGCUGGGCUCCAUAUCCGCCCUGAUGACCACCCUGGGCUACGCGCUUCCCCCCGCGUCCGCCAACGCCGCCGAGCUGCAGCUCGCCCAGCGGGCGGCGGGAAGCAACCGGGCGGCGCCGCUGAUGAGCCAGAGCCUGUACAGGUCCAGAGCAGGGACGAGGGCGGAGUCGGGUCAGCGCAGCAGCCAGAAGCGCAGCGGGGUGAGGGUGGUCAGGGGGGAGAGGGAGGACGGCACCACCCUGGAGUCAGAGAGAAGGAGGGGGAGGGACGGGAGGAGAGGGGAGGAGGCCUCUGCUGCGGGAAGGAGGGAGAAGGCGAGAGGAGAAAGCAGGAGGAGAGGGAAGAGGGAGGAGCCAGAGGCCGACGAGUGGGCGAGAGGAGAGGGAGAGGUGGAGGCGGGAGGGAGAAGGAGGCGGUUGCUGAGCAUCAGUGAGGAUGGAGAGGAGCCGGAGCCCGGCUUCCGCGUGUUCCUCCAACCAGAGCCCGUCCAAAGCCACAACCAGUACAGCUUCAACCCCAACUCCCACCACACGGACGCGCUGAGGAAGGAGGACGGGUUCAUGGAGGGCACGGGUUUGAUGGAAAAGGCCAUCAACGCUGACGUUCUCUCCUCCUACUCCAGCUUCCAUCAACAGCGCCGGCUCCCUCGCUCCCUUCUCCCCCCCACCCUCCAACCUCCCGCCUCCACUCACUCCCUCCUCUACCAGUUUGGGGCGAGCGAGGCGCACACCCUCGUGCCCCAGCCCCUGUCUUUACGGAGGGGCACCUCGCUGCUCCCCCCUCCCCUUCUCUCCCCCUCCUCCUCUUCCUCCUCCUCCUCCUCGGCAUCGCUCCUGUCGGUGCGGCCGACCAUGAACGACUUCGCCCGCAAGGUGGAGGGCUUUUGGAUAUUGCGGGAGCUGCAGAGCUGGCUGUGGAGGUCAGCGAAAGACUUCAACCGCCUCAAGAAGAGACUCCGAAGCUGAGACGAAGCAGAGGAGGCGCUCGAACACACGGACGUGCAGUUUAUUGGAAAUCUAUUAUUUGCACAAAAUCCGAGUGGAAGCAAACAGAGAGCUUUAACAGGCGACAGCACACAAACACGUUCGUGGUUACCACAUUCAUUCAUACUGUACUGGAAUAAGUGAAUGAAGGACUGUUGGCAGCUCACCAGCAGCGCUAAUGGAAUAUAACACACACAAAGCCAACACAUUACCAGCACUGUCACCCGCCUAAUGCACAUAGCAGCUCCAUGAGCGAGACGCGCCGGGCCUGGGCCCAGUUACCGGACUUCACGGCUCAUAGAUCAACACAAAAGCCAGUGUAGGUGGUUAGAGGCGCGCACGAGGACGGAGCGAGUGACGCUCGGCCGCGCACACAGUGCAGCCCAUUGAUUCGGUGGCUCCCAGAUGCGUGAAUCAGCAAACGGUCACGUUCUCUAAAGUACGUCUGAAUGGGCGAGAGACAAAGGGAGAGCGGGACGUGGCCGGAGGGAUGGAGAGGGCACCGUGGAGGAGGGGGGGGGGGUGUCGCAGCGGAUGGAGGGGAACUGCUGAGUAAUCAGACUGGUCAGUUACAGUAACUCUACACACACACACACACACACACACUGUUCAGAAGUGGGUCUUCACUUUUUAUGUUUCUUUGAACACAAUUUAAACAACCUUAAACAAUAUGUAGAAGUUUCAGGAAACCUGUGUUUUAUUUUCUGGCCUAAAACGACACAACUGGCUUCAACAUGAACCCCAGUCAGUCAGCUUAGCACGGCGACUGGGAACAUGGGGAAUAAUUAAGGUUACUGCGUCUAAUAAGCGUCUCCGGAGCUCAUUAAAACACAUUCUAUCCACCCAUAAACCACAAACUGGAAACACCGCCUCCCUCUUCGCUUGCAACACCAUCACAGCGUCAUCAAUGAAUGGAUUAAAGCAGGACAUGAUGAUUGUUCCACAAAUAAACGUCUUCCGCUGUGUGUCUGUCUGUGACGGGACCAGGUCCAGUCUCAGUCUGAAUGAAUCUUUGUGACUCACGUCGUGAUGUUCCUUCUGUAUCGCCCACCUGGCUUUCCUGUGUUUUCAGCGUGCCUUGAAUAAUGUGGAUGAUGGUUCUAGAUCAUAUAUUUAUUAAACAACAAUUUAUUUAUUUUCCUCCAGUGUGAAAAUACUGUAUUGUAGCGCAAGAGAGAAUAAAUACUAGCUUUUGUACAGA
Molecule: messenger RNA, 3028 nt
Organism: Betta splendens (Siamese fighting fish)
Lineage: Eukaryota; Metazoa; Chordata; Actinopteri; Anabantiformes; Osphronemidae
Gene: clcf1
Product: cardiotrophin-like cytokine factor 1
Exons: 3
Coding region: 340-1809 (489 amino acids)
Source: RefSeq, a predicted model, not a curated record